Messenger RNA from Strongylocentrotus purpuratus (purple sea urchin), 2297 nucleotides. Its product is annotated as galanin receptor type 2-like. Lineage: Eukaryota; Metazoa; Echinodermata; Echinoidea; Camarodonta; Strongylocentrotidae. Gene Ontology annotation, molecular function: G protein-coupled receptor activity. The transcript is spliced from 2 exons. The record is from RefSeq and is a predicted model, not a curated record. Gene Ontology annotation, cellular component: membrane. Gene Ontology annotation, biological process: G protein-coupled receptor signaling pathway. The coding region runs from base 209 to 1231 and encodes 340 amino acids.
AGAACAUGAACAGUUUCAUUUCACUUACACGUAAACAAACAGCGACGGGAGUUUUGUCGUCCUUUAGCGGUCCAGAAUUCACUUUAAUAGCUGUCAAUUACAACCAGCCUCAAAGUAAUUCGGACGGAGUGGGUGAUUGCUGAACUUGGUCGAAAGCACUGAUCUUCAAGACCGUAUCCUCUUCAACCGUGGCUCGACCAUUACGACGAUGGACAGUGACUGGCAGAACAGAAUAGAACAGAACUCAAGGAAUGAUGCCUGGGUGUGGGCACCUGUUUCGUGGGAGUGGUGGCAGGUUAUCCAGUUGGUCCUAGCCAUCAUCGGUAUCCUAGGAAACCUACUGGUGAUGCUCGUCAUCUUUUGGCCAGGACGUCGACGCUGUGCCACCGACAUCUUGAUCGGUGCUCUAGCCGCGGCCGAUUUCUUGGCAUCCAUCUUCUUCAUACCACAUCGUCAAGUCAUCCAACUUCCGGAUACCAUUGCAGGCGAGCUCUACUGUCGGAUUAUUCAAACAUCUGUCUUGGUUAGGAUAUCCAUUAGUGCAUCUAUCUUCACCCUGACAACCAUAUCGAUCGAGAGGUUGAUGGCUGUACGAUUUCCAAUCUGGUUCCAACGUCUCUUCUCUCCAAAGCGCAUUUCAAUCGCAGUCAUUGUCAUCUGGAUCGCAGCCUUUAUAGUCAACAUUCAAAGUCUCUACGCCUACUUCGUAACAGAAGACAGACAGUGCGUACUCUCCUUUCCUUUGGCCUUUCACCGAUUCCUUGAUGUUUGUUUAUUCAUUCUUGAGUAUUCUCUACCUGUCGUCGUCAUGGUGACAUCACAUGCUUGGACUAUCUACAUCCUUCGGCAACGUCAAGCUACAUCACUCCGCCAGGUUAUUAAGGGUCGUGUCCUCCAAACGCUCCUCAUCGUUAUCAUCACUUUCAUCAUCUGCCACACACCCCUUUGGUUUAGCUUACUCGUCUUCAACUUUGGCGAUUUCCAGUUCACCCAUUUCUUCAAUCUUCUCUCCCAAUGUUUUGUCAUCCUUCGCUUUGCGAAUUUCUGUGUGAACCCUUUCAUCUACGCCGCCAGGAUGCCUAAGUUUAGGAAAGCUCUCAAGGAUCUGUUUAUGAGAAACAGCAUCCGAGGAAGUCGUGGAAUCCAUUCACUCUUUGCUGGUGACGGAGAAGGAGGUACGUCCGAUACGAGGGAUACACGAGCCAACGCAACGGAAACAUUCGAGGCGUAAAGACUCUUCCACAGGUGACGCAAUCGAAUAUGGAGAGCCAUCUAAGCCAGACCGCGCAUCAUGACGGGUGCUAUGGAUGGCCGUCCAUUGUAAACUGCGUCAAUUACAAAUGGGGUGACAGAAUAUCUCUGUUUAACAAAGGCCUUUACUCACCAUCUCUUCUUCAUAAAAUACAAAAGUGUAAAGCAUACUAUUUUAUUGGUUAAUUUACCUAUUUAUGUUAAUCAAAAUCAUUAUAAAUGAAGUCGGCAGACUUGUGUUUGGGGAAACAUUAUCUUGUCUGGCUUUUAUGUUUUUCAAAUUUAUCAACGUUAUGUUUGACAAUUUGUGCAUUCUUUGGUAAUUACACAACUCAAUUUUAUGAACAAGUUCCGUGUCAUGUUAGAAUAAAGCGUAACGUUCCCUGAAGAAAAAAAAACAUUUCAUUUGUAUUAGAAUUGAAAUGUUACGUAUAAUCUAUAUCAAUUACCAUUGUAUAUAUUAACUAUGUUUAUUUCACUGCUUUAAGACACUAAAUUAAGUGAAUUUUUCAUUGUAACACUCUUGGAAAUAUUAUUUCAACAUGAUAUCGAGAACGUAAUAAUCAUGAUAAAAAACAUUUAAUUUCCAAAUAUUCACAAACAUUAUAAGGGUCUUAACGAUUUGAAUUGUUUAUUUAUAUGAAGACAUUUUAGAUGACCAGUUCAUGAACAAAACGAUCGAACACUUAUAUCACCUGCGCAAACCCACUUGCACACUCUUAAAAAAAAGAAUCUUUCUUUAUUUUCUUUCCAAUUUUUAUUAAGAUACUUUCUGAACUAAAAUCUUUAUAUGUGACACUCUAUUUUCCUACAUACUCCUAUAACAGCGUCAUGUACACCCCCUCCGCUUCCCGGCGGCUGCUAUCGACUCAAGCAUUCAUGCUCAUGAAAGUUGGCCUCUGCAUUUAUCCUGAUUCCUUGACUGACUUCUUAGUUUCAAGUUUUUAAUUAUAUAUGCAAUAAUGCAUCGUUAUGUGCAUGUAUUUCAGUUGUCACUUUUUAUGUGAAUCAAUUAGAGUAUACACUAAUAUUGUUAUUUGAAUGUU